UGGCGCUAGAUUGUCAACAUUAAAACGAAACAAAAAAAUGUGUGCGCGAUCGAAAGUAGAAUCGGUACCAAACCCGAACACUGUACAGUACAUUCUAGCAAAAUGCAUACAAACUAAUUUAUAUGAAUAACUAACCAGAAGAUGUUCCACAGCAGCACACAACGAAAAUUCUGGACUUUCCAUUCAGAAGAACAGCUUCUUAUUCUCCGCAAGGAUGGAAAUCAAGACUUCAUCACAAAGCACGAGCAUAGAUGCAAGAGUGAAGAUCCUUUUUCUUACUUUUUAACAGAGGCAGAGGAACGUCUAAUUUGUCGACAUUAUGAACACUUAUUACGAGAUUUAUGUCGUAAUUUUGAACCACCAAUGCCAAGUGCUGUAAUGGCAACAGCUUGUGCAUAUUUGAAGAGAUUCUAUCUACAAAACUCGGUGAUGGAUCAUCAUCCAAAGUAUAUAAUGCUGACAUGUUUAUAUCUUGGCUGCAAAGUAGAGGAAUUCAACGUAUCUAUUGUACAGUUCUGUGCCAAUGUACAGGAUGACCCGGAGAGGGCCGCAGAGGUCAUCCUCACUCUCGAGCUACUUGUUAUGCAGUCUCUCAACUUCCAUCUCACAGUUCAUAACCCUUACCGACCCCUGGAGGGUUUUAUUAUUGACCUCAAGACACGUUAUACUUCUUUGCGUAAUCCUGAUCAACUCCGACAAGGAGCUGAUGAAUUUCUCCAUCGCUGCAUUGCUACAGAUGCUUGCCUUCUCUUCACACCAUCCCAGAUAUCACUGGCAGCCUUGGUAACUAGCGCUUCAAAAUCUGGUAUCAACAUAGACAGUUAUGUUACUGAUGUUCUACUUGGACCUGAAAAUAGAACUGGUUUAAGAGACACUGUUAAUACUAUUAAAAGGAUGAAGUGUCUUGUGAAGAAUAUAGAACCUUUAAAUCCAGAAAUAAUUAAAAAACUGGAAAGGAAAUUGGAAAAGUGCAGAAACCAAGAGCUAAAUCCAGAUAGUGAAAUAUAUAAACAGAAAUUACAAGCUAUGCUUGAUGACGAAGAAGAAGCAGUAUCUAUGAAAAGAGACAGAGAAGCCAAGGUUUGUACUGUUCAAUUACAGUCACGCUGCCCUCAAUGUCUACCGCCCUCUACAUAGGCUACGGUCAC
Molecule: messenger RNA, 1148 nt
Organism: Anneissia japonica
Lineage: Eukaryota; Metazoa; Echinodermata; Crinoidea; Comatulida; Comatulidae
Product: cyclin-H-like
Exons: 10
Coding region: 142-1137 (331 amino acids)
Biological process (GO): regulation of transcription by RNA polymerase II; DNA-templated transcription; regulation of cyclin-dependent protein serine/threonine kinase activity
Cellular component (GO): transcription factor TFIIK complex; nucleus
Molecular function (GO): cyclin-dependent protein serine/threonine kinase regulator activity
Source: RefSeq, a predicted model, not a curated record